Molecule: messenger RNA, 4088 nt
Organism: Physcomitrium patens
Lineage: Eukaryota; Viridiplantae; Streptophyta; Bryopsida; Funariales; Funariaceae
Molecular function (GO): DNA binding
Source: RefSeq, a predicted model, not a curated record
CUCGCUUCCCAGCCUCUAUUCCUCCCUCGCUUCGCUUUUGUUGCAUCUCACUCAGCACUCGCAGAUCGCGCACUGAGCGCCUGCCUCCCCUGUAGUGUCUCCUCUCGAUCUUCCCUUUCCCUUGCCUUGUCUUCGUUCUUUCCUGCUCUCUUUCGAUUUCUCUAUUGCAUCCUGGCGUUGGGUGCACUGCUAGUUUGACGGUGUUCUCCUAUCGUUUGCGCCGCAGUUUGGGUUGUGCGAACGGUUGGUCGAGUGUAAGCCAGAGUUGGAGGGUUUCUGAAGUUUUUGGGUUAACCAGGUUUGUUGUGAUAGAAGAGUUGCCGUUGCUAUCGUGUGUGGCGUAGUAAGUUUUGGUUAGAGAAGUGGAGAUUUGAGAGAUUUUUGAGAGCUUUUUUUUGCACGGCGCUCAAUUAGACGGGUUUGCUCUGUCCAACUUGCUAACUUGCAACUGGAUCUGUGUGUGGGCAUUCCGCUACAAUCUGCUACGUUUUGAGUGACUUUCCUGCAAUCGCCGAGUUUAUGUUUGUGUGGUGUUUCGGAGAUGAGCUGUUGAAGAUACUUUACUUGCACACAAGCCUGUUCUUCGCAUUUCUUCGUCACCGUCGUCAUUUGCUGUCUAACACUACUAUCGAAGCAUCUGUCUUGCUUGUCUACUACAACUUUAUUUGCGUCGUCUGCUCCGAGUCGUCGGCCAGACUUUUUUAGAGAGCAUUUGGGAACAGCCGUCCUCACCAUUCAAGUUUUGAUUUUGAGGGGUGUUUCUACGGAAGACGGUAGUGGAAGCGGAGGUAUCACAGCGGGUGGACGUUUCCCAGAUCUCUGGAUGGGGCUUUGGGUGCAGGUAGUGCAACGGGGAAUGAUUUCAGUCACCAUCCAUAACAGCGAACGUUUCACACAAGGCGGUGGGAGAAAUAGAAUUCAUGGGUGUGAAUGAGAGAUAGUGGGCGAAGAUUUCAGAGAUGAGCGACAACCAGUUUCAGGUUUGAAGGUAGUUUUUCAGGUUUUAUAUUCUAUUGCAGAGCUUGACUUUUGCUUUGACCGAUGGUACAAAGGAAAAAGUUGUUGCUCUCCUUAAGAUUGGGUUAGGAUUUCAGUGUGGUUACGGAACACCAAGGACUAAAGUUAUGAUCCCGAUGACACCCAGUUCUUCUGCUGCUGGCUACCGUGAGCACGAAGGCGCAGGCGAAGAAGGCACCUAUUGGCCAUCCGUGUCGCCUGGCGUUCCGCUCUCUACCUCGGGAGAUGAAGGUGCAAGUACCAAGGUGCGGAAGCCCUACACGAUAACCAAACAGAGAGAGAGGUGGACCGAGGAGGAACACCAAAAGUUUUUAGAGGCACUGAAGCUCUAUGGGCGCGCUUGGCGCAGGAUUGAAGAACACAUUGGCACGAAGACCGCCGUGCAGAUUCGGUCUCAUGCUCAGAAGUUUUUCUCCAAAAUAGAAAGGGACGUGACUGCGGGGCAAGGGACCGAAACAGGGGUAGCACAGGUGAUAGAUAUUCCCCCACCUCGUCCCAAGAGGAAGCCCACUCACCCGUAUCCUCGCAAAGCUGGUCGCAGCUUUGGUAAAACAUCUGAGGACGAGUGCCCUUUGGCAGCUGCAGGUUCGAUUGUUUCUUCUUCCGGUGUUUCCACUGCGAAUAUUUCAGAAGCUUGUUUAAAGGAAGGCGUGUGGGAUCAAGAUGAUACUGGAGUGGCUGGUCAUCAAGAUGCUGCCAAAGCAAAGAAAGACGCCGAUACCGCUCAUUCUUGGGGCGUCCCAAAGACGGUCAAUUCCGCCACUUCAGGUUCACCAACGGCUCGGCCUGUCAAUGUGGCUCUAAAUGGUGGACUGCCGCUUAACAACAUUUCGCCGGUUCCAAUUCCAGGUUUCCCAGCCAUGCCGCCGUGGAAUCGGCUUUUCGGUGGAGCGAUGAACCCGGCCAUGAUGAAUCCUGCGAUGUUGAAUUCUGCGAUGAUGAACCCGCAGGGUAUGCUUAUGCCUUGGGCUACAGCGCCCAACGUUCAAGGUCUUGAGAAUGGAGGUGCGGUCUCAGCCAUGGCGGCCACAAUCGCAGCCGCUUCUGCCUGGUGGGCUAUGCAAGGAGGUAUGCCGCCUGGUGUGAUGCAUCCAGCUUUGGGUGCCAUGUAUUUAGGGGCAGCACCUCCUCUUGCCAUUCCCACACCAUACAUUUUUUCUCAAUGCGUACCCCAAGAGAUCACUGUGGCUGCAGCUCCAUGUGCUGAUGGCAAUGAAGUUCCGACAGCACAGGUUGUGGAUGAUGGCCAGGAAGUCUUAAGCAACAAUAAUCACUCGAGAUCGAGUGCCAUGCGGAGGGCGGAGCGAGCACAGCGGGUGAAAGAGCUCAAGGCUCGGCGAAUGGGCUCGGGAAAUCAUUUGUUGUCUGUUUCGUCUGAUAUUUGUGCUUCCACUUCAGGAGGAAGCGGAACGAAUCUCACCACCCAGUUAACCGCUGGUGGACUGACUUCGGAAAGUGCCGUGAAUUCUCUCUCCAAAGGGAGCUCUCUUCCCGCAGAUCUGAGCAAGGUGAAGCAUGUUCUAAAUGGCCUAAUUCGGAAGGACAGGGAAGCGCCUGUGGAUGGUUGCUCUGCAGAUGACGGAGUCGACAAUCGGAAGCGACUUCGAGGAAGUAGACCCUCAGAUGAUACGGCAAUGCCCGAUGGGGAAGGAUAUCAUUCCACAUCUGGUCUAGGUCGUGAAGCUCCAGGAAGCAUGGAUUCUCAUUUAGAGAAGGUUCGGUCCGUCAGCGGCUCGAAUUCUAUACCCGGGAAGUUUACCAAGGUUGACGUUGAAAGGCUUGCUUGUGAUGAGAAAACUGCUCCUACCCAGGCUUCAUGUGGGAGUGACGUUAGUGAAGGUGCAGGUGUUGCUCCGAUCGAUGGUGAUGGUGAUGGUGAUGCAUCUGGAGGAGGUCCAAGCUCCAAUUCAUCAGCAUGUGGGAAUGUUCCCGGAGGUAAUGAGAGGUCAGGAUCAAGUGAUGGAUCGUCAGAAGGAGAAGCAACCUGCAAUGUUGAUAGACAACGAGAAGCAGGGAAGAACGGGACGAGUUCGUCUGAUCCUGAAGCUGAGGAAGAGGCAGAUGAGAAAGUUGGGAGAGCUGCCGAGCAAUUCACGUUCAACGAAUUUCUCCCGGUUAGUAAAGAUGGGGAUAAACACGAGAAACCUGAGACUUCAUCGAGGCUGCCAAGAACAGUGUCAAUCGAUGGGGAGCAGAGGAAAGAAGUCACCGAAAGGGGCCAGAUCGCCUUUCAGGCUCUAUUUAAACGAGACACUCUACCUCGGACAUUUUCCCCUCCUCCAGGCCUGGCUCUUGGUACAGGAACAAAAGAGGCUGCUAAACAGCAACCAUCUGUGUCUACCAUGAGCAGAAGCCUGAGCGCUAACGCGAUUACAUGCGAUAGCUUGGAGCUACGGACUUCACAACGGAAUCAUAAAGACCAAGAUAGUGCUUUCAAUACAUGGAAUCAUUUGAGAGGUACUUCCAGCGCCUCAAAGGUAGACCGGUGUGAAAGCGGCAUAUCUAUUCCAUCCUCGAGACCAACAAAAAGUUUAGAGGAUCUUCGGUCUUCUGAGCGCCGACGAGGCAGUCGGAAGGGGCGGUCGCACACUGGAGCCAACAACUGGCUCCAAUUGUGGACGGAUACAUCGUCUCUUGACAAAGAUGAGGAUGCAGACGAAGAUGACGAGGAAGACGAGAGUGCCGACUCGGGAGCAGAUGACGGUUGCAAGAAGCAACAACAAAAAGCAAGCUUUGUUUGCAAGCUUGAUAUGUCGAUUUCAAAUCAGGAGGUAGAACUCAUUUCUGAUGUAGAAGGUACGGGUGCUAGCAGCCUUAAUAUUAGUUCGACAGUUAGAAGUCAAACAUUGUUCUUGUCUGUAGGUACAGGUGGUUUGAAGAACGCUGUUUCGAAUGUGCCCACAAGAACUGUGAAAUACAGUGGCGUGGGAUUUGUUCCAUAUCAAAGAGCUUCCACCCGCACGGAGCCUCUUGUAGAUAAGCUUUGAUGAUUGAUGGAGGCUUCUUUCCAUCUUCAAUUUAAUUCAACACCUUAUUUCUUUUCGUGACAUACAAAAGUCACAUUCCACCAC